Brassica napus (rape) is the source of this 1536-nucleotide messenger RNA. Its product is annotated as glycolate oxidase 1-like. Bases 264 to 1379 code for a protein of 371 amino acids. The record is from RefSeq and is a predicted model, not a curated record. Gene Ontology annotation, cellular component: peroxisome. NCBI's taxonomy places the organism in Eukaryota, Viridiplantae, Streptophyta, Magnoliopsida, Brassicales, Brassicaceae. The transcript is spliced from 11 exons. Gene Ontology annotation, molecular function: FMN binding; oxidoreductase activity.
UUUUUCAUCUGUUUACAGAAUCCACAAGCUAAGUUAACCCAUCACAACAUAAUCAACAUAUAAACGUUGAGUCGUUGACAUAUAUAAAAUUAUAUAAGGUUUCUUUGCUACACACAAUCUUCAUUCUCUCCGGAGAGCUUAGUUCCCGUUAGAAAUUAGCAUCUGAAAAUGGAGAUCACAAACGUAACCGAGUAUGAAGCGAUUGCAAAGGAGAAGUUGCCUAAGAUGGUAUACGACUACUAUGCCUCUGGUGCAGAAGACCAAUGGACUCUUCAAGAGAACAGAAACGCUUUCGCAAGAAUCCUGUGAGUUUUUCUUUUUCUUACGGCAAGAGUAACACUUCAUGUUAUUGGUUACACAAGAGAUGUGAAUUUGAUAUACGUACUUUUGGAUGUUUAAACAGCUUUCGACCUCGGAUUCUGAUUGAUGUGAGCAAGAUUGAUAUGACAACAACCAUCUUGGGUUUCAAGAUCUCCAUGCCCAUCAUGGUUGCUCCUACUGCCAUGCAGAAGAUGGCUCACCCUGAAGGAGAAUAUGCUACGGCUAGAGCUGCCUCUGCUGCUGGAACCAUCAUGACACUAUCUUCAUGGGCUACUUCAAGUGUCGAGGAAGUUGCUUCCACAGGGCCAGGGAUUCGUUUUUUCCAGCUCUAUGUAUACAAGAACAGGAAUGUCGUUGAGCAGCUGGUGAGAAGAGCCGAGAGGGCAGGGUUCAAAGCCAUUGCUCUCACAGUAGACACCCCAAGGCUAGGUCGCAGAGAGUCUGACAUCAAGAACAGAUUCACUUUGCCUCCAAACCUGACAUUGAAGAACUUUGAAGGUCUCGACCUUGGAAAGAUGGACGAGGCCAAUGACUCUGGCUUAGCUUCAUAUGUUGCUGGUCAAAUUGACCGUACCUUGAGCUGGAAGGAUGUCCAGUGGCUCCAGACAAUCACCAAAAUGCCGAUUCUUGUCAAGGGUGUUAUCACCGGAGAGGAUGCAAGGAUAGCGGUUCAAGCUGGGGCAGCAGGGAUAAUAGUGUCAAACCAUGGAGCUCGCCAGCUUGACUAUGUCCCAGCAACAAUCUCAGCCCUUGAAGAGGUUGUCAAAGCGACACAAGGACGAAUCCCUGUCUUCUUAGAUGGUGGUGUUCGCCGUGGCACUGAUGUUUUCAAGGCACUUGCUCUUGGAGCCUCGGGGAUAUUUAUUGGAAGACCAGUGGUAUUCUCACUUGCUGCUGAAGGAGAGGCUGGAGUCAGAAAGGUGCUUCAGAUGCUACGUGAUGAGUUCGAGCUGACAAUGGCACUAAGUGGCUGCAGGUCUCUCAAGGAAAUCACCCGUAACCACAUCACCACCGAAUGGGACACUCCACGCCCUCCACACCCUUCGGCCAGGUUAUAGAGAGACCAAAACAACCAGCGAACAUGUAAUGUGAUGGCUACACUUUCUCAUAUUCUGAUUGGGUCUACUUUGCUACCCUAUCUAAAGACUUGUUUCUCCCUAUGUCGAAUCGCAAACUAUGCCUAGUGAUUCUUGUAAUAUUAUUUUGCUUCUUCUA